CCGAUCUUAAGAUCCAAUCUAUAGUUCGCGAAAGCCACGGAAUCGCCCUUUCGUUUGUGUCUCUCCCCGUUUCCUCCUCGAAAACCCUAACCCUAACCCUAACCCUAGAUCUCGAGGUCGGCCAUGGCGGGCAGGGGGAAGGCGAUUGGCGCGGCGUCGUCGAAGAAGGCGAUGUCGAGGAGCAGCAAGGCGGGGCUGCAGUUCCCCGUGGGGAGGAUCGCGCGAUUCCUCAAGGCCGGUAAAUACGCGGAGCGCGUCGGCGCCGGAGCUCCGGUGUAUCUCGCCGCCGUUCUCGAGUACCUCGCUGCUGAGGUGCUGGAGCUUGCGGGGAACGCGGCGAGGGACAACAAGAAGACUCGGAUAGUGCCACGGCACAUUCAGCUUGCGGUGCGGAACGACGAGGAGCUGUCGCGGCUCCUUGGGCAGGCCACGAUCGCCAGCGGCGGCGUCAUGCCCAACAUCCACAACCUCCUCCUCCCCAAGAAGGCCGGCGGCUCCUCCAAAUCUGCCGCCGCAGAUGACGACAGCUAGAUUUCACCUCCCCCCUCCCCCUCUUCCUCGUCUUCUUCAUCUUCUUCUUUCCUCUGUUUUUGUUUUUGUUUCAUUAGGGAAGUGCUUUGUGGGGAGCCUUUAGAGGGUCUUUUGAUGAUGAAAAAUGCUGAAUCUCCAUCCGUUCUGUAAUUGUAGAGACUACUUGGUGUUAGAUUUGUUAUUACGGUGUAUAAGCUUGGAAUGGAAAUUAACUUGGUUUCUUUGCACGCUCUUUGGUUUGUGUUUUGAUGAGAAAGUGAGGGGGAAAAAUCAUGGUUUUGGUGGCCUUUAUUGUUGUACUCGCUAAUGAAUUUAUUUGGCCUCUCUUAAAUCCAUCUUGUUUGGAGCAGCAUUGAAGAGUGGAGCUUUAAUAUAAAGAGGGAUUAUUA
This is a messenger RNA of Ananas comosus (pineapple), 920 nucleotides long. Its product is annotated as probable histone H2A.2. Gene Ontology annotation, cellular component: nucleosome. Gene Ontology annotation, molecular function: DNA binding; structural constituent of chromatin; protein heterodimerization activity. The transcript has 2 exons. NCBI's taxonomy places the organism in Eukaryota, Viridiplantae, Streptophyta, Magnoliopsida, Poales, Bromeliaceae. Bases 124 to 531 code for a protein of 135 amino acids. The record is from RefSeq and is a predicted model, not a curated record.